AUGGAAGUUUGUGCCCAGAAAGACGGCUCCCUCUUUAUACGCAUUGAAUAUGACGAUGGGAACUACGAGGCUAUCAAGAUCGAUACUGUCCAGUAUUCCAUCGUGUUGGUGCUCAUGGAAUCGACUAAGGGUUUGGAUAUUGCGGGUAUUCAGGCAAAAUUAGAUAAUGUGUCUGAGAUUCCACCAUAUAUGGGUGACCAGUAA
Messenger RNA from Penicillium robsamsonii, 204 nucleotides. Its product is annotated as AMP-dependent synthetase/ligase. The record is from RefSeq and is a predicted model, not a curated record. The transcript has a single exon. NCBI's taxonomy places the organism in Eukaryota, Fungi, Ascomycota, Eurotiomycetes, Eurotiales, Aspergillaceae. The coding region runs from base 1 to 204 and encodes 67 amino acids.